GGCGUGGGAACCGGUUUACUUCCGGCUCAGCCAGCGAUGACAUCCAUUCCACUGGCAGACUUAUCUAAUCUUGGGACGAAUGAGACCCGUGAAGGACUGGUUUCUCUUAGCGAGUCGAUCCAGAAGCUUGGUUUUCUAACUCUUAAAUCCCCAUCAACUCCUUCCAAAGAACAAAUUGAGAAUAUCUUCCGCAUCUCCCAGCGUUUCUUCGAAGAGGAAACGGACGAGAACAAAGAGGCCGUCUCAAUAACAGUAGGAAACAAGGGAUGGGUCAAGAGGCGUCAAGAGGCAUAAAGUCAACUAUCCAAAGGAGACCUCAAGGAAGCAUUUAACUUAGGCCAUUUUGUGGAUGGAAAACCAGCACAACCACUCCCACCUUCAUUGGACGAACGGAAGGAUGAGCUCUACUUGUUCAUGCAAUCAUGCCACGAUU
Molecule: messenger RNA, 433 nt
Organism: Cantharellus anzutake
Lineage: Eukaryota; Fungi; Basidiomycota; Agaricomycetes; Cantharellales; Hydnaceae
Exons: 3
Coding region: 37-294 (85 amino acids)
Source: RefSeq, a predicted model, not a curated record